CAAGGGCACGGUACUGUAGUAGUUUUCAUGGGGCCGGUUCGGUGGAAAACCAGUAGUGAUAGAGGAUUUGCAGCAGUAAACGGGAAGGGGGUCUGUAUUCCUCUGUCUCUUUCGUUCUAUUCCACAUACAUGUCCUCUUCCAGUCCCAUCCUCCCUAAGUCAGGUUUGCACAGAAUUUUCAAAAAAGAGGGUAAAAUGUCUCCCACGGUGGCUGCCGCCGCGGCCGCGGCCGCUAUGGAUGCCGCAGCGGUGGCCAAACAAGCGGAACAGCUCCGGCAAGAAGGCAACUUUUGCUUCAAGAAAGAUCGAUUUGGUGCUGCCAUCGAUGCUUAUACUGAGGCGAUUGCAUUGUGCCCUAAUGUGGGCAUAUAUUGGACAAAUCGUGCCUUGUGUCAUCGGAGGCGCAAUGAUUGGAAAAGGGUGGAGGAAGAUUGUAAAAGAGCUAUUCAGAUCGAUCACCAUUCUGUCAAGGCCCAUUACAUGCUAGGUCUUGCUUUGCUGCAAAGAGAAGAGUAUGCUGAAGGGGUCAAGGAACUAGAAAAGGCGUUGGAUUUCGGAAGGGGUGCUAACCCGAAAGGUUACAUGGUAGAGGAAAUCUGGCUGGAGCUUGCAAAAGCAAAAUACUUGGAGUGGGAGCAUGAAUCCACCAAUCGUUCUUGGGAACUUCAAAGUUUGAAAGAAACUUGUGAAGAAGCUCUCAAGGAGAAAAAUUUACUGGAUUCUUCUAAUGCCAAUGGUUAUUUUGAUGGAGAUACAAAGUCCAAUACCGAGCAACUGGAAGCAUUAAGUAGGGUUUUCUACAAAGCUGCAGAAGAUGAUAUACCAACCGAGGUGCCAGAUUAUCUUUGUUGUAAAAUUACGCUUGACAUUUUUCGUGAUCCUGUCAUCGCUCCUAGUGGAUUUACAUAUGAGCGGGCUGUGAUCCUUAACCAUUUGGAAAAGGUGGGUAAGUUUGAUCCAAUUACACGCGAACCACUGUUUAAAUCCCAGCUGGUGCCGAAUUUGGCCAUAAAAGAAGCAGUAGGAGCAUUUCUGGACCAGCACGGUUGGGCUUACAGGAUGGACUAAACGUUGUGCAGUCUGAAUUCGGUUGUAAUUCUUGUUUGUUGUGCAAAAAUGCUAAUUGCGUCUCAGAACCCAAGAAAACAUUCCCUGUGUACUGUAAAAGUGUAAACCGUAAAGCAUGGAAUGUAGCUUGAUGCAACCCGAUUGUAUAGUACCGAAAGAUCACUAUAAUUUAAUGUCGUUCCAUUGGUCUGCUCCAAAUUGUACAGGUGAUCAGAGCGAUGCAUGUACAGUGUUGUGUUGCGAAUGUCGAGUUUCAUGGUGGAAAAA
Messenger RNA from Coffea arabica (coffee), 1335 nucleotides. Its product is annotated as E3 ubiquitin-protein ligase CHIP-like. Gene Ontology annotation, molecular function: protein-folding chaperone binding; ubiquitin protein ligase activity. Gene Ontology annotation, cellular component: cytoplasm. The record is from RefSeq and is a predicted model, not a curated record. NCBI's taxonomy places the organism in Eukaryota, Viridiplantae, Streptophyta, Magnoliopsida, Gentianales, Rubiaceae. Gene Ontology annotation, biological process: positive regulation of proteolysis; proteasome-mediated ubiquitin-dependent protein catabolic process; cellular response to misfolded protein.